Messenger RNA from Tigriopus californicus, 1025 nucleotides. Its product is annotated as histone H1-like. NCBI's taxonomy places the organism in Eukaryota, Metazoa, Arthropoda, Copepoda, Harpacticoida, Harpacticidae. Gene Ontology annotation, cellular component: nucleus; nucleosome. The transcript has a single exon. Gene Ontology annotation, biological process: chromosome condensation; negative regulation of DNA recombination; nucleosome assembly. Gene Ontology annotation, molecular function: structural constituent of chromatin; double-stranded DNA binding; nucleosomal DNA binding. The record is from RefSeq and is a predicted model, not a curated record. The coding region runs from base 319 to 867 and encodes 182 amino acids.
UAAUUGUCCCUCUUUUGAAGCACAGUCCCAUCCCCCGGAAUCCUCGAAAACUCGCGAGUGAGCUUGAUUUGAUCAGCAUCGGCCCAAAGGCUCCGAGGCUCUGGCCCCAAAAGGGCUCUCGAGUUAGGAUCCCUUCAAAAUCACCUGCCACAUUCGGUAUCAUUCGAAAAGAGCGCGCAACCAACCGCCAAAAACCAUCGCUAACAUCAACCUCAUUCAUGGUGUUCUCUGCUUUGCCCUAAAUCCCGUCCAACAUUAUAAAGUGAGGCACUCUGACGUUGGCCAACGAUUCCCCGUUCAAUCGACGCAUCUGGCACAAUGACCGACUCUGCUGCUGCCAAACCCAAAAAGGUUUCCAAGCCUAAGGCUAAACCCACCCAUCCCCCCACAUCGGUGAUGGUGAUGGCAGCCAUCAAGGCCUUGAAGGAGCGCAACGGUUCGUCCCUGCCCGCCAUCAAGAAGUACAUCGCCGCCAACUACAAGGUAGAUGUGGUUAAGAACGCCCAUUUCAUCAAGAAGGCACUCAAGUCCUUGGUUGAGAAGAAAAAGCUCGUCCAAACCAAGGGUGCUGGCGCCUCUGGCUCGUUCAAGCUGGCCGCUGCGGCCAAGGUUGAGAAACCUAAGGCUGCUGCUAAGCCUAAGAAGGCCAAGACGCCCAAGAAGAAGGUGGUGGCUAAAAAGCCCGCUGGCGAGAAGAAAGCCAAGUCACCCAAGAAGAAGACUGCCGCUAAGAAGCCCGCCACGGCUACCGCCAAGCCUAAGAAGGCCAAGACUCCCAAGAAGAAGGCUGCCCCGGCCAAGAAGACAUCGGCCAAGAAAGUGAAUAAGACCUCGCCUAAAAAGAAGGCCGCCUCCAAGAAGAAAUAAAUUCUGUCCAUCGGUUCAGUAUCCGACGUUACAGUCAAUCCCAUCCGGUUCUUUUAAGAGCCAAAACACAAUUUCAUACAGACGACACAAAGAGCCACAAAGUAGCAUUUUAAUAGAGCUAACAAUUAUAAGCGAAGGGUUUUAAGUUCAUCGUAAUU